GGGGCAGAGUGGGGAGGCAGCCUGCCUUUGCCUGAAUGAUCUCAUCUCUUCAGCAGCUGCAUAGCGCAGCGAGGCACAGCAGAACUUUCUAUCAAACUUCUAAGUUGCCUUUCAGAGACGACACGGGAACGGUUUCGAUUUCGGUGGAGUUUGGACGUUUCACGAGAAGGAUAUAACGAUGACAGGUCAUGAGCAACACAGAAGACACAGUACACAAAGUUGAAGGCAGAAGAUGUGAGCCUUCCAGUCUGAUUCAGACAAUCAACCUGCUCAUGACAUCAGGGAGGACCAUGUUCACCUGGAGGCAGCCAUGUCUUUCUGAGUGCCUUUAGCUUUGGCACAGGACUGAUGACCAGCCUAAAGCUCCCACCGAUGGAGCGUACUGUUGGGGGCUCGGUCCCUGCCACUGAUGAGUUUUAUACACGUCAUCUUCGUGUGGUAAAUGGGGCUGCUGUGCCCUCUCGUGGAGACAGUACUCACACCACUUCGAGCCCAGGAGUACCAAAAAUGGGUGUACGGGCCCGGGUAGCUGACUGGCCACCUCGGAAGGAAGUCACAGCACCAAUGUGGCACUCUAACCCAGAUUCAGAGAACUCCGGUGUCUCAAUAAAAAGUCAUAUUAAGUUAGGCCACAUAAUGAGUCCUCAAGACUCGUCAAUGCUGCGUAACAUUCAUAACACUUUAAAAAAUAGAACUCAGACCCAGGGAAACAACUACAGCCCAGAUACCCGUUACCUGGCCCCAGGAGAGCACCGUGGUCCCACUCACAGGAACUCACGGCAGAGACGCAUUCACCAGCGCAGCAAUAGUGACAUGGCUAUAGGAGAGAUGGAGGGUAGUGGGGACAGUGGGGAUGAAUGGGGUCCAACAACAGCCAAACUGUCCCCUUUUCAUCGCAACUAUGGUAGCACCUCCUCUAUUGACCAACAUGGACUGUCUGGAGAAAGCUUCUUUGAAAUGCUCAAGGGCUAUCAAGAAGAUAAAAUGGACCAGCGAAGUCCUGCACCAGACAAACUGGAGGACAUAUUGAAUGUUGGGACUAAACAGGCCCUCAUAGAGCUCCAGGAAGAUGUUGCUGAUGGUUUGUAUUCCAAAUCUAAAGACAAGCCUGCCAAAAGACGCACAAAAUCUGAGACCGGGGGUGAGUCCAUAUUUCGUAAACUUCGGAAUGUGCGUGGUGAAUUGGACUCGCCCAGGGUUGGAUCAGAUGUAGAGGAAAGCCGGACAGAUGACUUGGGCCCACCACCUAAACCUUGGGUUUGUCAGAAAGGUUUUGCCCACUAUGAUGUUCAGAGCAUUCUGUUUGACCUAAAUGAGAUUACCCAGCUACGUCAGACUGCAGGCAAAAGAAAAAACACUACCACGGGGGCAUCAGCAGCUGCAGUGGCCUCGGCCACCUCCACCAUCUCCUCUACCCACAGCCUGCCUUACAGCUCCCCCAGUGGAAGCCAAGAAGAGCUCAACUCUAGAGACAGCCCUGGGCUGGACAUGGGGGAUGAACAAAGCAAUGAGAUGCUGCUGAGCUGUCCUUGCUUCAGAAAUGAAAUAGGCACAGAUGUAAAUGGACAUUGCAGGUUAGGAACAGAUGAACUUGUGUAUCAUGGACUGGUGAGCACUGGCGCAGCAACCAGUGCGGAGGGAAGCUUGUAUGAAUCUUCUGUGACACACUGCACAAACGCAGGAGUAGCAGUACUAGAGGGCCCAAAAGAGGGUCCCUGCACGCUCAGCGACAAGAGCAAACAAUACAUUGUGGAGCAUGUGGACUUGGGAGCGUACUAUUACAGGAAGUUCUUCAAUCUUAGGGAUCACUGGAACUACUUUGGUAUAGAUGAGACACUUGGGCCAGUAGCAGUGAGUUUACGGAGAGAGAAGCUGGAAGAGGACAAAGAACAUGGCCAGCAAUAUAACUACCGCCUCAUUUUCAGGACCAGUGAGCUGACAACUCUACGGGGAUCAAUCCUCGAAGAUGCAGUGCCUUCCACAUCUAAGCACGGCACUAGUAGGGGGCUGCCUAUCAAAGAUGUGCUGGAGUACCUUCUCCCUGAGCUGGACACGUCCUGCCUUAGACUGGCUCUCAACACUCCGAAAGUUACAGAGCAGCUAAUAAAACUAGAUGAACAAGGGCUGAGCUUUCAGGUGAAGGUGGGGGUGAUGUACUGCAGAGCGGGCCAGAGCACAGAGGAGGAGAUGUACAACAAUGAAACAGCUGGCCCUGCCCUGGAAGAGUUUCUCCAACUGUUGGGAGAGAAGGUCCGCCUGAAGGGCUUCACCAAGUACAGAGCUCAACUGGACACAAAAACGGAUUCCACGGGCACUCACUCCCUGUACACUGCCUACAAGGACUAUGAGAUCAUGUUCCAUGUAUCAACCCUGCUGCCUUACACCCCCAACAACAAGCAACAGCUGCUAAGGAAGCGCCACAUUGGGAAUGACAUUGUGACAAUCGUGUUUCAAGAGCCCGGUGCUCACCCUUUUACCCCCAAGGUCAUUCGCUCACACUUCCAACAUGUGUUCAUCAUUGUGCGUGUGCACAACCCCUGCUCAGAUAAUACAUGCUACAGUGUGGCGGUGACUCGUUCCCAAGACGUUCCAUGCUUUGGACCACCAAUCCCUAAGGGUGUGACAUUUCCCAAAUCCACAGUCUUCAGGGACUUCCUGCUGGCCAAAGUCAUUAACGCUGAAAACGCUGCCCACAAAUCGGAUAAAUUUGGUGCGAUGGCGACACGCACGCGACAAGAGUACUUAAGGGAUCUGGCAGAGCGUCACGUCACCACUACUCCUGUGGAGCCCACUGGGAAGUUCCCAUUUAUCUCUCUGGCACACAAGCGGCGGGAGAAGACUCGUCCAUACAGCGGUGCAGAGCUCAAGAGCCUGGGAGCCAUCACUUGGCAGGUUCAUGCUGAGGACCAAGUCGCAGGAGCUGAACGGGAAUGCCUUUUGGCUAUUUCUAAUGACUUCAUCAUCUUACUAGAUCAGGAGGCCAAAUCAGUAGUGUUCAACUGUGCCACACGGGAUGUUAUUGGAUGGUCGACAGGAAGCCCCGCCUCUCUGAAAAUCUACUAUGAACGUGGGGAAAGCGUGUCACUGCGCUCCAUUAAUAACAACACAGAAGACUUUGGAGAGGUGGUCAAAAGACUGGAGCUUCUGACCAAGGGCAGCCAAACUACUGAGAUGACAUUGCGUCGUAACGCACUGGGUCAGCUGGGUUUCCAUGUAAACUUCGAGGGCAUUGUUGCAGAGGUGGAGCCCUAUGGCUAUGCAUGGCAAGCGGGACUCAGACAAGGCAGUCGACUAGUGGAGAUCUGCAAAGUGGCAGUGGCCUCUCUGUCCCAUGAGCAGAUGAUUGACCUGCUGCGCACCUCUGUCACUGUCAAAGUGGUAAUUAUCCCUCCACAUGAGGAUUCCACGCCACGCAGAGGGUGCUCCGAAAUCUACCAUAUGCCACUAGUAGACUACAAGAACCACAAAGAGGGUAUGCCAUAUGAAUUAAAGUUUCCUUUCCGCCCUCCAAACAACAACAACAACACUAAGUGGCCUCGCACCACCUCCUCCAGCCCUCAGACCCGUACCUCUGGCUCAGGGGGCACGCUCAUCAAGGCUCCUCCUCCUGACUUCAGUAAUUCUGCUGCCAUGCCCCGCAGUGUUUCCAGUGAUGGCAGACCACUCAACCCCAAAAGAUAUUCUCCUGGGAAUGACAACUAUGCUCUGGCUUGCUCCAUUGUGAUGGGUCGCACAAUGCACAACACAAAUUCUCCUGCUAACAUAUCCCACAAUGACACCAUGAGUGCUAACCACUGGAGGCAAAAAACAGUACCAGAUGGGUUUAAUAACAACUGCCAGACUACUGCGUCUUCUCGACAAGCAGCAGGUGAAGUGAUCAAUGGGGUCAAAACAUGCUCUGGAGUUGCUUGGACACGACAGGGAGAAGUAGAGACUGGCCGGCUACUGGACAAAAACACUGGGGACCCUGUGAUUUCAAAGGGGCCCAUUUCCAAGCUACAGUCUGAGCAUGGAUGUCACAUGUCUCCCAACAAAAAUAUUAAGGAUGGUCCAUAUUCAUCCAGCCAGUCCAGCAGUAAUACACUGUCGAGUAAUGCCUCCAGCUCUGCCCACAGUGAUGAGAAGUGGUAUGAGGUGGGCUCACGCUCAGGGGUACGAGGAGAACUGGAACUCAACAGUUACCUCCAGGGAGCCUCCACUGACAGCGGCAUUGACGCCACCUCCUUCACAGCCACACAGAGCAGCACGGCCUCCUCUACUGGUGGCUUCAGGGCCAAGGAGAAGAUCCCCUGGCAGGACGAAGCAUCAAGUGGCCAGAGGAAUACUGACUCCUCCCCUCCUCCAGACUCUCUGCUCACUGUCGUAGGCAGUGAGACUCAGGCUAAGAGUCCUUCACCAUUUCCACUACAUCCUGAGACAUACAGCCUGAAUGACGCCUCCACCCUACCCAGCCAUAGUCCAUUAGGCCAAGUCAGCAGGUCCAUGUCCCCCCAGGAGGAGCCCACCUCUCCUACUUCCCAGUCUCCAGGAGCAAAGAGCUUCUACCCACGUCAGGGAGCAACAUCCAAGUAUCUGAUUGGUUGGAAGAAACCUGGAGGAACUGUCAACUCUGUGGACUUUGGCAACACUAGAAAACGACACCAAAGUGACGGGCCCUUGGGUGGUCAGCCACAGCUCAGGGCCAAUCUACGGGGAGCCCAGUCCCCACAAAGACAUGCUGCCAAGUCAAGUCUGGAAGAAGAUUUAAAGAAACUCAUCACAUUAGAUAGCCCCCCACCUAUGACAAGUGAGGAGCAGCCCCUAUUCCCAGGCCCCACCCCCGGCCGCCGCUCCAUUCAGAGGACAGUAUCAGAUGAGAGCAUUUACAGUGGGCAGAGAGAGGCAUCCUCCAAUGUGCAGAAGGACACUCCCACUGACCUUCUGUUCAGCUGCUCCACAAUGCCACGCUCACCCACUGCCCGAAACGGCAAGCGGCAGUCGCAUAAGUCAAUGGGAGACUUGUCAGCCCCUGACAGCAUGGAGUUUGAGCAGAACAAGAAAAAUCAGGUAGAGGAUCCUGUGCUUAUGCCCCUGCCUGAUACUGGGACAGAUGGUCCACUGGACUGGGCCCACCUAGUGGACGCUGCCAAGGCCUUUGAAGAACAGCGGCUGGUGUUCCUGGCAGCCCAAGAAGAGAGUGCCCUGGCAGAGAGUGUGGCCACCAGCAGCACGCCACAGCAGGCAGAGCCUCAGGCAGCUCCUCUCAGACUGCCACCCCCUGGCGAUAUUAAUGACAGUCCAGCUUGUCUUCUGGGUAAGGUGACCCAGCUGGAAUCUAUGGUGAGGAUGCUCCAGGAUGAUCUAAAAAAGGAGAAAGACGCAAAGGCAUCACUACAGAUGCAGGUCCAAAGCUUGCGUGAGGAUAACCAUCGUCUCCUAGAGGAAUCGUACAGUGCUUCAGCCAAGCUCAAAAAGUUCACUGAAUGGGUCUUCAACACCAUAGAUAUGAACUGACAGCACUGUGAGCCUGAUCAUUACUCAAGCUCUUCUGAAACCUCAGUGUUAACUACAUGGUCCAUCAGUGAUGUGGGACUUCAACAAUCUGUGCCAAUGCAAACUCUGCUGCCAUACAGUUUAUUCUACGUGACUUGAACAACAGUGUUUUGGUGCAUAAAGGGGAAUGACUAGACCUGGCAUGUCCUACCCUCCCAUCACUGAGUCAUGUACUGUCCUCCUUUAAAGUCCUACAUAACCUAAUUACAAGGUUACAAGCUAAGCUUCAUUUCAGAAACAAAUUAGAAUGGCUAUAAUUGAUGCAUGAGUUGGAAAACAUUAUCCAACAUUCCUUUGGGAAACACUUUCUAGGGAUUAACUGUGUCAAGAAAUAAUUUAAAUUCUUCAGUCAAAAGAGCACUGACUAUUUUUAUUACUACUCAAAUGAUAAAACUAUAUAUGAGAUGUCCAUAUACUGUGUGAUCACAGUGUGGCUGCACAGACAGACUCUUUAAAUAGCACACACUUUACACAAUGUAAAACCUAUAGCAUCUGUCUGUAUUUACUGUGUAAAGAUUGUACUAGCCUGUGAAAUUUCAGAGGGUUAUUGAAAAUGUACAGGACUACUGUUCAUAUGCUGAUGAUAGAAAAUAUAUUAUAUAAAAGCAAAGCAUUAAAGGUGCCACACAGAGUUCAAGAUGUGUAAAUACAUAACAUAUUUUCUCACCUCUGCCCUUUAUUUGUACGCAAAGAUAUUUGUGACAAAAUGGCCAAGAAAAGUGAUAUGAGUAUCUGCAUGUAGACAAAACCAAAAAUAUGGAUUAUUGAGCCAAGAACUGACAACAUGUAAAAUGCUACAUGGAACUAACCCGUAUUCAGUCCAUAGCAUGCUUUACAUCCGCAACUGGAUCCUACGUGGUUGCUGUUCAUUUGAAAUACAAGGUGAAAUGUAUGUAUGAGACUGCUACAGUGUGUCUGUAGUGUGUAAAAAGCCUCAUAGCUCAAUUUGACUGUAUUUAGUUUAUCGUUGCCACAAAUUUCGGUGAUGUUUUAUUUCUUAUUUGAGAUACUGUGCAAGUGUAUAUAAGCAGAGAUUUAAUAAUCACCAGAAUUUGCACCUUCAUUCUUUUUUGUAUGAUUAUUUUUGGAUGUAUUUUUAAUGCUUUGUAGCUGCGGUGGAAUGAGUGGAGUGAGAGGCUAAAGAAUAGAGGGAUAAAAUGGGACUAGACCAUGAGCUGGACUCGGAAAAUGAGUCUUGGAGCUAUACCUUUCCGUUGUUUCCAUUGAGCUGUGAUGUGUACAAAUGUUUAUAUCAAUUAAAGACAUUUUGUUGACUUA
Molecule: messenger RNA, 6810 nt
Organism: Periophthalmus magnuspinnatus
Lineage: Eukaryota; Metazoa; Chordata; Actinopteri; Gobiiformes; Gobiidae
Product: signal-induced proliferation-associated 1-like protein 1
Exons: 21
Coding region: 349-5493 (1714 amino acids)
Biological process (GO): regulation of small GTPase mediated signal transduction; activation of GTPase activity
Cellular component (GO): cytoplasm
Molecular function (GO): protein binding; GTPase activator activity
Source: RefSeq, a predicted model, not a curated record